Messenger RNA from Symbiodinium necroappetens, 797 nucleotides. The record is from the annotation of a GenBank genome assembly. Lineage: Eukaryota; Dinophyceae; Suessiales; Symbiodiniaceae.
AUGCGAUCCGUGUUUCGCCGAGCUGCAUCUUCGGGGCUCUUGAAGAACAUGCAGGUUGUGUCCGAGACGAGUGUGCCGGGCUCCUACGCAGGCUACGGGGGACCGCGCAUCUUGUCGCCACUGUCCGUCACACCAUCAUGCUCCCCGAAGAGAGCGAAGGUGGCUGAGACGCGAAAAGCGUCUUCUUCGACGCAGACAACACUGGUGGGAAGGACGCUUGCAGAUUGGGUUGUGUCGGAAAGUGCUGAGCACCAGGCCCUUCUUGUCGAGAGACAGCCUUGGUGGAAGGACUUUCAGGAGGCAUUAGAUCAAGGCGUCCAGCAGGGAGACAUCAGGGAGGAGGAGGAGGAGGAGAUCAAGAUCGAAUUCAAGCGCGGCGGCGACCUCGCAGACGCAGCAGAGAAGCUCUUGAAUAAGGUGAGGGUCAGGCUUCCUGAGGAUCUACGCAGCACCAUCCGCGGUGAUGUGCUUGAUAUCGGCAAUGUGGUGACCCAUUUGUGUCCUUGGAGCAACACUCUUCUUAUCAAGCUUGAAGUCAUGGGGGAAAGCGCCUGUAGCAGGUGGCACCGCGACAACUACUGCGCGAGGGCCAUCGUUACGUACAACUCGUCCGGCACCGUCUAUGCACCAGACGACAUCGUGAACUUCUGGGAGCUGGACUACUGUGGCUGCAAUGACAAAAUCAUCAAGGAUGCAUCCCAAGUCUGCAGCGUUGGGGUAGGCGAUGUCUUCUUCAUGAAGGGCAAAAAGUUCCCUCAUGGUCCGAAGGGCUUGGUCCACAAGUCGCCCGAGAUUCG